AUGGUGGCUGGUAUUGGUAGCCUGCUCGCCGAAAUCACGGGCGAGAAGCCCUCCACGGGCCAGUCGAAGCCCGUUCCCCGUGCCAUCCCCGUACCCAAACGGAAGCCAGAGGACGAACUUCGAAGGGACCCCGUCAAGUCUCUCAAGACAGGACAGGGUGAAGCCCCCAAUCGCGCCCUCCCGCGCGACCCAGCCCCCGCCGCGCUCAUCCGGCGCUCCUCCCGCGAAUCCAGCGGCUCCUCGGCCCCGACGGCCCCGACGAGGCCUCCCAAGAAGGGAUCGUUUGCCGAGAUCAUGGCCCGCGCCCAGCGAGCCCAGCAGACCAUGGGCCAAGUCGGCAAGAUCCAGCACAAAAGAAGUGGUCCUCCGAGCACCACUGCCAAGAGGAAACCCGUUCCAGAACCCGAAGCCGCGAAAAAGGCUCGCCAGCCUCCUACGACGGGCUACGCCGGCACCGCCCGUCCUCGCCCCGGUGCUCCGUCGGGCAAGGACAGGAAAAAGCAGGGCGCCGGUGGCGUCAUACUGAAUCCGUCCAUGUCCCGCUACGGCGCCGACAAGCGCCGCUCGUCCCGUUACGAGGAGGACGACGAGGAGAUGAGCGACUUCAUCGACUACGACGACGAAGAGGACGAGGGCGUCCCAUCUCGCCACUAUUACUCGGACGAAGGAUCCUCCGACAUGGAGGCCGGCCUGGACGAGAUUGACGACGAAGAGGAGCAGGCCGAGUACCUUGCCAAACAGGACGACUGGCGCGAGCAACAGCUCGAGAAGAAGCUCAAGCUCGAGAAGGAACGAAGAAAACAAGAGGCCCUCGCAUCCGUUCGCCGUCGUUGA
Molecule: messenger RNA, 834 nt
Organism: Parascedosporium putredinis
Lineage: Eukaryota; Fungi; Ascomycota; Sordariomycetes; Microascales; Microascaceae
Source: the annotation of a GenBank genome assembly